This is a messenger RNA of Asparagus officinalis (garden asparagus), 458 nucleotides long. Its product is annotated as sulfate transporter 3.2-like. Lineage: Eukaryota; Viridiplantae; Streptophyta; Magnoliopsida; Asparagales; Asparagaceae. Bases 84 to 458 code for a protein of 124 amino acids. Gene Ontology annotation, biological process: transmembrane transport. The record is from RefSeq and is a predicted model, not a curated record. The transcript is spliced from 4 exons. Gene Ontology annotation, cellular component: membrane.
CGAUACUUAGGGUUUUAUUGUUCGUCGCGAGGCCUAGAACUAGUGUUCUAGGGAACAUACCGAACUCCGCGGUCUAUCGAAGGAUGGAUCAAUAUCCAAUAGCUCAGAGUGUAUCAAAAGUGUUCAUACUCCAAAUUGAUGCUCCGAUAUUUUUCACUAAUGCUAGCUACUUGAAAGAGAGGAUAUCGCGAUACAUUGAUGAAGAGGAGGAAAGUAUGGUGAGAGCAAAGGGGGAGAAAAUUAGCCUGAAUUAUGUGAUUUUAGACAUGAGUGCUGUGACCAGCAUUGACGCUAGCGGAAUUAACAUGCUCGAGGAUUUAAGGAAGAGUGUUGAGAGAAGAGGGCUUCAGCUUGUGUUAGCUAAUCCCGGGAGUGAAGUGAUGAGGAAGCUGGACAAAUCAAAGGUCCUUGAGAUGAUUGGACGAGAGAUGAUAUUGUUGUGCGCAGUGGAAAUUUAG